AUGGAGUCGUCAAAUGGUAACACUCCCCUUCCGGAGGAUAUGAACAAGCCUCCGGAGGGUCUGGUUCUUCCCCCUAAGGAUAUUCGAGCGAUCGUCGAGAAGACUGCGGGUUAUGUUACUCGCAAUGGAUCGGUCUUUGAAGAUCGUGUCCGCGAAAAGGAAAAGAACAACCCGAAAUUCUCCUUCCUGAACCCCGGCGAUGCCUACGCGCCCUUCUACCAGUGGCGCCUGACUGAGAUUAAGGAUGGCCGUGGCACCUCUGUCUCAGCAGGACGAGCAGGUGAAGCUGUUGCUGCUGAACCUGAAAAGCCCAAGGGGCCCCCCGAACCCCCGGCGUUCCAUUUCUCUGCGCGCAUGCCUAUCAUCAAUGCGCAGGAUCUGGAGGUGGUUAAACUCACAGCGCUGUACGUCGCCAAGCGAGGGAAGUCCUUCAUGACGGCGUUGUCGCAGCGCGAAGCUAGGAACUUCCAGUUUGAUUUCCUUCGCCCACAGCAUAGUCUGUACCAAUUCUUCAUCCGCCUGGUCGAUCAGUACACCAUCUUGCUACGGUCAGAGGGAAUUGACGACUCCACCACUGAGGAGAAGCGGAUCGCCGAGCUUGAACACAAUGUGAAGAAUAAAUACCAUAUCCUGGAGCGCGCAAACCAGCGGGCCGAGUGGGUGAAACAUCAGGAACAGCAGAAGGUGCAGAAGGAGGAGCAAGAGGAGCAAGAGCGCAUCGAGUAUGCCCAGAUCGAUUGGCACGACUUCGUGGUGGUCGAGACGGUGCUGUUCACGGAAACUGACGACCAGGCCGACCUGCCGCCGCCAACGUCCCUCACAGACCUGCAAUCCGCCUCCCUUGAACAGAAAGCAGCCAUGUCCCUCAACCCGCUGCGCAUCGAAGAGGCCAUGCCCACCGACCUCGACAACCCGACCUACUACAACGCCUACCCAGCCCAGCUAGAACCUUCCUUCCCCGUCCAACCACCCUCCGUCUCCCCAUAUCCGGCCCAAGCAGCCUCCUACCCACCGGCGAUGGACUACGGCAUGCAAUAUCCCGCGCAACCAGAGGCCGCGCAAGCCCGCACCGAAUCACCCGUGCCCGUGCCCGGCCAACAGCCCAUGCGCAUUCGCUCAGACUAUGUCCCCCGCGCCCAGGCCCGCCGCCAGCAAGCCGCCGGCGGCACCGCUCUCUGCCCGAACUGUCACCAGCAGAUUCCCGUCGCCGAACUGGAACAGCACAUGCGCAUCGAGCUACUCGACCCGCGAUGGAAGGAGCAGCGUGCGAAGGCCGACUCCCGCAGCGCGACGACCAACCUGUCUACUGUGGAUGUCGUCAACAAUCUCAAGCGGCUCGCCAGCCAGCGCAGCGAUGUGUUCGAUGCCUCACUGGCGCCCGAUCCCGAGGAGGAAGCGCGCCGCAAGCGCAUGGCUAUGGGUGGGGCCACGCCGGAUGGCACGCUUCCCCCGGAAUGUCUGCGCCGCCAGGGCCGGCUGUGGGGCCCGGGGAAUAUGAAUAUCGAGGACCAAAUUCGGCAUAUUCAUCAGAUCGCCAAGCAAUGA
Molecule: messenger RNA, 1545 nt
Organism: Penicillium canariense
Lineage: Eukaryota; Fungi; Ascomycota; Eurotiomycetes; Eurotiales; Aspergillaceae
Product: SURP domain-containing protein
Exons: 4
Coding region: 1-1545 (514 amino acids)
Biological process (GO): regulation of alternative mRNA splicing, via spliceosome; mRNA cis splicing, via spliceosome
Cellular component (GO): catalytic step 2 spliceosome; U2 snRNP; U2-type prespliceosome
Molecular function (GO): RNA binding
Source: RefSeq, a predicted model, not a curated record